CGUUUCAAAGAUGGAAGCGCCCAGGAAGCUUUCGAACUUUUGAGGAUUUACACAUAUAUUUAUGCAGUAUGAAUUAGGAUCAUAAACAAAGAUAAAGUAUGGCAAAUGGAAAUGGUUACUGGGGAGAAAUCCCUCAAGUGGCAGACACUGAGUCUGGAAUUGCAGCCUUAGAGAGAGAACAGAUAACAAAGCCCAGGCCACUGGAUAUUGAGGGACCUCUCCUACACCAGCCAUCGAGCAGACACCACCCACCUACAAAUGAAGUCCUGCCUAGUGAACACUUUCAGAUGGAUCCCUUGGUGAUUCACACAAUACGCUUGAUCCAACACAUCAAGAAAUUGAAGGCAGCUAUCUCAGCUCUGCAGCAAGAUACUAAACAGGAAGUAGAAAGUGGGUUGACAACAGUUGGUCAAGUUCCUCAGUAUGAUGGUCCACCAAUAAGAGACAGAUCUAGACAAAAGUAUUUUACAGAAGAAGAGUAUCAAACUGAUUUUGUGAGAGGUGUUGGCAAAGCCCCAGCACCUAUUGAUGAAAUAACAUGCAGAAAGCUACUGAGACGCUCAACAGCUGCAAUCUGUGCUCAUCUCUCAUUUGACACUACUGCGGACUCUGUAUUAGAGACCCUGACAGAUGUGUGCCAAGAGUUCCUCAUACAAUUUACCAAGCACCUGGGAGUGGCAGCUGACAGGAGGGCGGUGUAUGGAUCAGGUGGAUUUCCUGACAUAGUGGAGAGAGUUUUCCAUGAGAUGGGUGUUGGCAGUGUCCAGAGUGUCCAUGAGUUCUACCAGCAGAGAGUCAUCAACUACAGGGACAGGAUGGAGGAACAAUGCCGGCUGUUGAUGGCAGAGUACAACAAGCUGAGCCGGCAGCCAGUCAAACAGAGUUCUCAGUCGCCCAACAGUUCUGAUACGCUGCAUGUUAUACGCAUCAAAGAUGAAUAUAACUCAGAAAUUCAGUUCCCACUUCUUGAUGAAAAUGAUGAAGUCAAUGAGGCAGAACAACUCCUAAACAUAGAAACCCUGGGCCAGUUUGAGAUAACAGUUGAGCAUGAGACAACAACUGGCCUGACCACAGAAGUGGACACAAAAUGGUCGCACACAGCCAAGGGUAAUGCUGCAGAUGCCAGAUCUAAACAAGCUGGCUCUACAGAAGAGGGCUUGGAAAACCCAGGAAGUGCUGCGGAGGUGCUACCUAACCCUCCAUCAAACAUCCCCAUAACACCACAGUCCAACGUGCCCCAGACCCCACAGGAGCUGGUGGUGCCCAUCCUCAGGAGCUACUCCAGCCAGGAUGAUGCCACCAUCCAGGAUCCCGGAUCAAUAUCCAGCAUGGAUAUCUUCUCUCCAUCUGUGCCCACCCCCAGCAAGGCCAAGAAAAAAAAAGUGGGUUAGUAGGUCUGCAAUCUGUGGAUGUUGGUGACAUGUUGAAGAGGAAAAAAUCAAAGUCUUAGAUUGACAGUCUAAAAACAUCAAAUUACCAAAGAAACUACUUUUUGUGAUACAACUAAAGACAAAGGAGGCUUUUUUUUCAUACAGCAAUUUCUUGCUCAUCUUCUCAAAUCUUUCUGUAUCAGCUUGUCUUUACUGUCAGACCCUGAAAUUCUGCUCUCAUGGUAUUAUGGCUAAAACUUAAUUAGCAUACAAAAAAGUUAAUUAUGUUCCAUGUAACAGAUGGUCAGAUCUCAGUGAGUUUUGUCAGAGAUACAAGUACACUGUUUUGUUUGGGCUACAAUGUGGUUGUGAUAGAAAGAACUUUUAAGUUUUAGUCAUUACUUAACAAUGAAUGUGUCUAUAGUUCAUACAUUUGAAAACUCUAAAGACAGGUUAGCUAACAGAACAGUAACAUACUCUUAUAUGAAUCAUAUUUUGGACCAGUUUGUGGAACUGAAUUGUAAACAAGACCAGCAUAUUUUUUUUUCAAAAAUGUUUGUAAAUAUUUUUUAAAGUGUACUUGUCCAAGGGAGACAACCCACAACAGUCCAAUUAUUUUUCUUUGAUGGUUGAUGAGACUGACUGAGAUGAGAUGGGUGGGUGCUAUGAUUGUUCAAUAAAACUUGUUACAGUUGUUAUUUUUCUUUCAAUGGUAAUUAUAAUUAUGGCGAGAAUAAUGUAUUAAAUGCCUAUUAUUUUUUAAAUUGCUUACGUUGUAAAUAAUGGUAAUAAGAUGUAACAUUCUUUAAACUAGCCACUUAAAUAAGUUUAUACUUUUAAUAGUUUCAUGCUUUAAAUUAAUCUGUUGCUCCAUACAGUUGUAAAAAUACUGUUUUGUAUAUGUUGUAACUAUUGUAGAUAUGUUUCACCACAACAAAUUACAUACAAUAUUGUAUUUGUUGAACACUAAUAAAAUGUUCUUGU
This is a messenger RNA of Physella acuta, 2354 nucleotides long. Its product is annotated as STAGA complex 65 subunit gamma-like. The record is from RefSeq and is a predicted model, not a curated record. Gene Ontology annotation, cellular component: SAGA complex. Lineage: Eukaryota; Metazoa; Mollusca; Gastropoda; Physidae. Gene Ontology annotation, molecular function: transcription coactivator activity; protein heterodimerization activity.